AUGGAGAAACCAGCUGAGAGCCGGAAUGGCUUUCUGGAGCCCACGGUGCUAAGCGGCUUCGAGGCUGCAGAGGAAGGUGUAAAGCGGCCUCGGCUGAAGCUCUUCCAGCUGCGGAGCUUCGGCCGGUUCCUGAGGAAAAACUGCAUCGUUAUCUUGACCGUAACCGGCGUGCUGGCUGGAGUGGCCAUGGGCGCCCUGAUGAGGCAAAUGCCGCUCACCCGGGCUCAAAUCACCUACUUGGCCUUUCCGGGAGAGAUGCUGCUCCGUAUGUUGAAGAUGAUCAUCCUGCCCUUGGUGAUCUGCAGUCUGGUCUCCGGAGCAGCCAGCCUGGACACUCGGUCCCUGGGCAAGCUGGGCGGCAUCGCCGUCGCCUACUUCUUGGUUACAACCUUGAUCGCCUCGGCGCUCGCCGUUGCCUUGGCCUUCAUCAUCAAACCCGGGGUCGGCGCCGGGGAGCUCAAUAGUAAAGACUUGGGCUUGGAUGGCGCCAUGCCCACCAAUAAGGAGACCGUGGACUCUUUCCUGGACCUAGCAAGAAAUUUGUUUCCAUCAAAUCUCAUUGUUGCAGCCUUUCGAUCGUAUGCUACUGAUUAUAAAGCCAUAGUUAGAAAUUCAACCAUUGGCAAUGUUACCAUUGAAAAGUACGUUGUUGAUUAUAGAGAAAUAAUAAAUGCCUCCCUUGGGAAUGCCACUAUUGAAAAGUUCCCUGUUGGCACUGAAAUUGAAGGAAUGAAUAUUCUGGGGCUUGUACUCUUUGCUCUGGUUUUGGGAGUAGCUUUGAAAAAACUUGGACCUGAAGGAGAAGAACUCAUUCGUUUCUUUAAUUCUUUCAAUGAGGCAACCAUGGUCUUAGUAUCUUGGAUUAUGUGGUAUGUACCACUCGGCAUUAUGUUUCUAGUUGGAAGCAAGAUUGUGGAAAUGGAUAAUAUUAUCCUGCUGGUGACAAGCCUUGGAAAAUACAUCUUUGCAUCAAUUCUUGGCCAUAUUAUUCAUGGAGGGAUUAUUUUACCGCUUAUUUAUUUUGCAGUUACACGCAAAAACCCUUUCACUUUUCUGUUAGGUCUUAUAACUCCUUUCACCACAGCGUUUGCUACUUGUUCCAGCUCUGCAACUCUUCCAUCAAUGAUCAAAUGCAUUGAAGAUAACAACAAAGUAGACAAAAGAAUUAGUAGAUUUAUUCUGCCUAUUGGAGCUACUGUGAAUAUGGAUGGAGCUGCUAUUUUCCAGUGUGUAGCUGCUGUCUUCAUUGCUCAACUGAACAACGUUGACCUCAAUAUUGGACAGAUCUUUACCAUUCUGGUUACUGCCACUGCUUCCAGCGUGGGGGCUGCUGGAAUCCCAGCUGGAGGAGUUCUAACCAUAGCUAUUAUCUUGGAGGCUAUUGGACUUCCCACAAAUGACAUCUCUCUCAUAUUGGCUGUGGACUGGAUUGUGGACCGGACCACAACAGUUGUGAACGUAGAAGGUGAUGCCUUUGGAGCAGGUAUUCUUGAUUUUCUGAAUCCAAAAGAAACGAAGGAGAAACACACAGAACUUAGUGAUGUCCAUGUGGAUGCCAUUCCAAACACCAAGGCUGAUGGGGAAACAUCACCUCUGGUAACACACAAUGUUCAAGCUAUCACCCCUCCAUCACCUAGUUCUCAAGAUCCAGCAUCUAAUGAAUCAGCCCUAUGA
Messenger RNA from Protobothrops mucrosquamatus (brown spotted pit viper), 1674 nucleotides. RefSeq names its product solute carrier family 1 member 4 (gene SLC1A4). The transcript is spliced from 9 exons. Gene Ontology annotation, cellular component: plasma membrane. Gene Ontology annotation, molecular function: L-serine transmembrane transporter activity; L-alanine transmembrane transporter activity; symporter activity. The record is from RefSeq and is a predicted model, not a curated record. The coding region runs from base 1 to 1674 and encodes 557 amino acids. Lineage: Eukaryota; Metazoa; Chordata; Lepidosauria; Squamata; Viperidae. Gene Ontology annotation, biological process: L-glutamate transmembrane transport; L-serine transport.